Molecule: messenger RNA, 3679 nt
Organism: Lingula anatina
Lineage: Eukaryota; Metazoa; Brachiopoda; Lingulata; Lingulida; Lingulidae
Source: RefSeq, a predicted model, not a curated record
GGUCUUCUAUUGUUGUGUCAAUAAGGGGCUCUCCUCAUUAAUGAGAGUAAUGCUGCUGCUGCGAACAAAUACACAGUCGCAGGCAGAGUGAAAGGACGCGUUUUGUGCAGUGCUCCUGUGACAAAGCAGUACACACACGGCUAAUUUGUAUCUUGUGUACUUGAAGACAUUAGGGUGACCAAGACUUACGGAGUAGAUGGACACGUGAAUCACCAAGUCGUGUCUUUUCCAUCCGUAGUAGUCUUGUUAACCAAGGAUUAUAUCAGUAUAGUUAUUAGAACAGGUAGAUUUAUUGAAGACGCGGCAGCAUUAACUUACCUGUGCUGACCGCUCGGAUAUUAGAACGUAUUUAAAUGACAGAAGCGGACGCGAGGAAAAAAGGACGCUAAUAAGUACAUGAAAUUGGGACUUGGGUUAAAGGACAGCCAUAUGAAAAGUGGUGGUAUUUACGACGACAGCGGCGUCGAGCGCGAAGACGAAGGCGGACGCCAACUGAAUGGCCCAUUCGGGCAAUAAAAUGGACAGUUUGCUCGGACAGCUGAGGCAAUCCGUGUGUGAACUCCGUAACCAAGGUGACGAUUUGACCAAUCAGGUGUGGCUCCUGUACGUGACGUUUGAGGACUUCAUGCACAUUCAGCACCCUGAGAAAUCCCAAGACCUGAUGGACUACCGGGCGCAGAUGGACCUGUGGCUCAGGAACAGGCCAAACAAAAACGUUGCAAAGAAAAAGCGCUUCCACUUGAAACGCACACUGAUCAACGCGUCUGCAAUGAUAAACGUUCAACAUCUGACCAAAUACACCGCGAUCGGUCUGGAAGAAAAGAAACUGCUAGAGGGAUCAAGUCUCCAGAAAGAUGUCGGCAGAAGCCGUCUAAAUCGCGAGAAUUAAACAAACAUUGUGUGGACAAUAGUGAGAAUACCAUAGAUAACAAUGUUCGUAAAUUUAAGCGAAACGGAGACACAGGAAGUGGGCAUGUUAAUCGUAAGAGAGAACUAAAACACGUGCUGCAGUCGUCACCAGUGACGACAUCUAGCGGUUAUGACAGCGACAAAAAUAUGUCUCCGCCGAACGUGCCCUCAGGUGACAACACGGAUGACGUCACUGGGGGCGUUGGGGAGCCUGAAUUCUACGAUCUCGAGAACGAGGACAGUUAUCUCACGGCGUUCGAUAAAACAGAGCAGCGUAGACGACAUAAAUAUGAAAAAAGACAUCGACGUCAUCAUCAGAAACGGGUGACAUCAUCCAAACCACAGAUGGUGCCAUUUGGUGCACGUUUGAUGGACAAAAGUUCGGUGUUGAACCAAGUGCAAGAACACAAUUACAAGCUGUCGACUGUCACGCAUUCUAUGCACCAAAUUAUCCGAGAUCUGCGACCAGAACAUACCUCGCACGCAAGGGAGAACGCGAAAACCCCACAAUCAAAGACGCCAAGACACGAAAUGAGUUCAAAACAGAAUGUGGACUGCGUUGACGCCUGCAAAAGCAUGACUAACUCAGCACGACAGAGGCAGCGUCAAACAGCGGGAGUCCCCACCGACGAACACGCGUUUGUUGAUGACAGCGCAAUGAGAACACGCAAGGAGAAGGAAUUAGAAAGGAGACCGUACAUCAGUCUUGUCACCAGAGCGCCGUUAUCAUCAGUUAACAAUGGAGUGACAAAGCAACCGUGUGACAAGCAAAUAUUCCGUACGAGGGUACAAAAUGACGUUAAUGUGUCACAGACAAAGAAGCACGCGACGAUGCACGCUUCCCUACCCUCGUCGCGACACGAACUCCUUGUCGACGGGCGCCGCGAUAAUGGGGAAUACCUUGAGCCCGUGUCAAGUAAGGAUCGCACCGGCGUUUCACCGUCUCAUGCCCAAAGGGCAAAUGGACUUAGCACAGCCCACCGACCGCUUCCUGCAAGGCAAGGACUGCGCCGCUUUGCUUCGGAAACCCACCUAAAUGCGUCCCAGCACGCGAGAGGUGAGGAUACCCCAUGGGGGUGUUCUUUACGGGACAUUCAACAUAAUACUAACGAGGCAUCCAUGGUGUCUUUGCAGUCUGUAGAUUCUACAAAAUCGACGCUUACGUAUUACGGAAGCAUGAUGAAUCUCAGCAGCUACGAAAAUCUUCAUAGAAAGUCGUCUAGUGGUAUGAUCAUUACGGAUGACGGGUUAGGGAUCGAGAGGAGCAAAACUCCCUAUGGCCAGAAAACUGACUGCUCUUUGAACUCAAAUGAAGGUGGCCAAAGCACCUUCAGUUCAGAUUCAGGGUUUCAUCAGGAAUAUGAUCUGGGCGAAUAUCUCGCGGAAGAACCCAUUUACGAGACUAUCCGUGAUGAUGAUGUCAUCAGUUACGACGGUGGCCACAUGACUGUGAAACCUACUCCUCCAAAGCUUCCUAGUCGAAAUGGAAUUUUAAAACGAGCUGUGUCAGAACUUUCAUUAAUAGAUCAUAACGCAGCCAUGCCAUGCAAGGACGGCAACUUUAUCAGGUUUAGCAACGACGAAAAAAGCAGAAGCAGACUUUCUCUGAGAAAACUGAAACAUAGUUUCAGAACAAGUCGCGUUAUGGGGCGGCUUUUCAAGAAUGGAGCCAAAGAGCAAACCACAAACAAUGUGUCUAAUGCACAUGCGUCAAUUCCGAACUCUCAGAAAGGUGCGGGUACGAGUACACGCAAUCCAGGCAUCCCGCAAUGCCAUAAUACCAGCGUUUCCACCGUCGUUCCAAAAGAAAACCCAAAGGAGCAAGCAAAAGUUGAGCAGACGACACCCAACAAUCGCUGUGCACCAUCGCACCGCGAGUACAACAACAACGAAAAGCGCGAAAAUGGCGUCAAUCUCAGCCCUAAGUCUCGAGACAAUCUGUACAACUUGUUAAAAGAUAAAGAUACGAGGCUGUUCUUUUCCGAGUCACUAGCGCAGGAGCGCAAACUGAGAGACUCCCCUCCACUAAAUAACGAACGCUAUGUCAAGUCAGUCGGUUUGGGGACCAUCCGUUCCUCAAACCUGAAUUCGAACUUUUUGGCUUUCAGGGUGCCUGAUAGAGUCAACAUUAUGAGCAGAAGUGUAUAUUGUUAACUUGUAACAUAUAUAUGACAAUGCAUUUGCAGUAAAAAUAAUCAGUGUAGUUACGAAAUUUGUAUAUCUCAGGGUUAUAACUGCACUCUAAUACAUCAGACUGACCACCGCUGGGCUGGCAAUGGUUUGACUGUAAUGACGUCAAGUGAACUAGUAUGAGAUGGGUUUAACGUUGUCUCUGUGGGUGCAUCUCUGUGGCGGCACGUUGAUCUACGAUAUUUUGAAGAAGCCUUGUUUAAACGACUGAUUAAUUAGUCACGAUGUUGGAUGAGAGCCAAAUUGCAAGGUCACAGAGAAACCAGAGGGCAUUUGUUUAAGCGAUUUCAUUGUAUUUUGUUUAACACCACAACUAGUUACAUUAAAACAGAUCGAAGUUUAAAUUGUUGUCCCCACUUAAAGGCGGUGUGCCCCGGGACAAUGGGACUUAUGGCCUCAAUAUUUCAUGAAGUCCUUUAACAGUACGGAGUAAUUAUCUAGAGGCCAGAUGUGUCUUUAGCGUGAUUGAACCAGAUUGUUAAAAAGAAGAAAGUUUGGGACAGAAAUAAAUGUUUGUACAAUUGAACAGAAAUGAAGUAGUGUGUUGUCGUAAUCGAUGCUCGUUUUGUAGAUGGCUCUC